Molecule: messenger RNA, 4471 nt
Organism: Cuscuta campestris
Lineage: Eukaryota; Viridiplantae; Streptophyta; Magnoliopsida; Solanales; Convolvulaceae
Source: the annotation of a GenBank genome assembly
CCACUCUCUUGUGCAUUGAGCCAUUUAUUAUUGUUUGAUGGGUCCGGAUACCCACCCAUCAUAAGUCCCCGAGUUUCUUGGCGACACGUCGCUAAGGAACUACUGUUGUGCCACCCUUGGUCCGAGUGCUGGGUCGGAAACAAAUACAUUUCCCACUUCCAUUCUUGAGUUGUGACACUUGAAUACCCGCUCCAACUCGCUAACCCAGUCAGGCAUUUGAAAUAUUCCGGAUUUGUCCCCAAUUUCUUUUGCAAAUCCCCCACUCUUCCACUUUGGUUUUCCGCAAUAUGGCCCAACCCAUCAAAAUCGCUCACCAAAAACUCGGCCCCUCCAAGAUCAAAAGCUCUGAGCUUGCCCUCAUGCGGGAUCUCUUGGGGGUGCCCGUUGAGAUCCAUCAUCCGGAUGCCGUUGGUGGAAUUUCACUUAUCCAAUCUCCAGCACCGGAGCAUUUUAUGGUGAUGCAUUAUGAUUCAGUUCUUCACGUCUUCAGACUUUCCCUCCACCCCUUCAUCCGCGAGAAACCAUCCACCACGCAGAAGCGCAAACAUCUUGACACUUCUGCCCUGUUGCAACUCAAGAAGGAGAAAGGUUCCCCUCUUAAGGAUCAGCGCCGCCGACCACAGUUCUCAAUCUUCGAGCUGCGGUCGUCGCCUCCACUACCGGCGUCUGUCGUCCUCGCCGUCGAGUUGCAGCGCCGCCAAUCGCCUCCAGCCAACCUCGCUCAGUCGCUGCGCAAUCCAACACCACGUCGCCACUCCAGAAUGAGUCAAGAAUCGACCCAUGGUCAGUACGUUCCGGAGCCGGAGCACGUGAGCGUGCACACGGUGAACACCGAGGGUUCGAGUUUCACACCUCCGGGUGACGGAGGGCAGCAACAGAAUCAACCUGAGCCAGCGGGACAGCCGCCAGUUGUACCACCCCCAGUCGUACCACCUCCAGUGAUACCACCGUUGGUGAUGCCGCAGGUGGCCUACGAGCAGAUGUUCCCGGCCAUGAUGGCCCAUUAUAUGCAGCACAUGGCGCAGCUUAUGCCCAUGUUCCAGCCACCGCCACCACCACAGCCGCAGCCGCGCAUCGUUACCUUCAAGACAUUGAAGGAUAAUGGAGCGGAAGGGUUUCGAGGAGACAAGAUGGGGGAGCCCCAGAUUGCGUUGGAUUGGCUUGAGCAGAUGGACCGGGUACUCAAGAAUUUGAGAGUCCCUGAUGCAGAUCACUCGGAGUUGGCGUCACAGAUAUUCCGGAAGGGAGCAUAUGAUUGGUGGAAGCGCAUUGACCAAGAUCCACACACGCCCAAGCCUUGGACCUGGGAUCGCUUUGAUCGAGCUUUCACGAAGGAGUACGUCCCCACCUGGUACCGCGAGGAGAGGCGUGAUGAGUUCGUUGCGCUUAAGCAGGAGGGGAUGUCACUGCCUGAACUGAGACAGAAGUUCGACUACCUGUCCCAGUAUGCGACGAGUCUGGUCUCCACUCCGGAGGAUCGUUUGAAUGAGUUCGUCAAGAAGCUACGGCCGGACUUGAGGCCGUACGCCGCGCUGAUCACGACGACAGAUUUUAAUGCGGUGUACGAUUUGAUUGUGAAGACGGAAAAGAGCUUGGACGAUUUGCAGGCGACCGAGAAGGAGGAUCGAGCGACGAAAGACCCGCGACCCGCGGCCAGCACCGGGCCGAGCGGGAAGAGUUUUGGAUUCGGGGGAAAGAGGUACGAGAAGGGAUCUUCGAGUGCGCCGCCUCCUAAGAGGAGGCAUUUCAGGAGGCAUUGCCCGACAACCCCUAGCAGCGAGCCUGUUUUUCCUAGAGCUCCGGAUCAGCCUGCCGCAUCGCAUCCAACACGGAGUCAGCAGUCUACAGCCAGAAAUAAUCAGCAAAGACCACGUCCGCAGCAGACAGGCCGUGCACCAGCGCGUACCUACGCCAUGCAGGGGCGCACAGAUCCUAAUCCCGAUGUUAUCUUGGGUACGUUCAUACUAUUUGAUUCGGUUAUGCAUGCCUUGAUCGAUCCGGGUUCCACGCUCUCCUAUAUCUGUGUUGGCAUGCCUGCUAAUUCUGCGAUCGUGAGGAGUGACCUUGAGAUACCUACAGUUGUAUCGAAUCCGCUAGGACAUAGCAUGCGUCUUCAUCACAUUUAUCAUAGGUGUCCGUUGUCCGUGCAAGGGAAGCAAUUCCCCGCAGAUUUGAUAGAGCUACCACACAAGGAGUUUGACAUUAUCCUUGGUAUGGAUUGGCUCACCGAGCAUAGAGCAGUGGUCGACUGCAGUAGUCGGACCGUAUGGCUGAGAGCCGACGACGGUAGCGACGUGUCACUCUCCGGGGAGGUGUUCCCCAAGGCUCCCGAGUUUAUAUCGUCCAUGAGCACGAGACGCUUGAUUCGCAAGAAGUGCGAGAUGUUCCUGUGUCACGUUCAGGAUAUGCGAAAAGAAUCACCACGUCAGCAGGACAUCCCUACAGUUUGCGACUUCCCCGACGUCUUUCCCGAAGACUUUCCUGGUUUGCCUCCGCCGAGAGAGUGGCACACCGGUCCGCUGUCUCACGGGUUUGGGUUACGCGGGUUGGGGUGUUACAGUAGCUCUAUCUCCCGAACACAGUUCGCUGUUAUACCCCUGGCGGAGGCGGCAUAUAACAUCUUGAGAGAGGAAAGGGGUUUGAUUCCGCAUCACUCCCUUCAGGAUCCAAGCUAUAAAAAAGGCGGAUUUUCAAGGUCAAAAGCUCCUCCUGUUGUGGAAUCCAACCAAGCCGGGAGCUCCUCCGGGUGCCAGGCCCAAGGCAACACCACUGCCCAUGAUGUUUGCAAACCGCCUGCUGCCUUGGACGUCAUUCCCAUCUCCGCCAUUCCUGGGCUAAGUAAACCCACGCCGUCCCGGAAACGACCACGGGAAAGGGUCACUGACGAUGAUUUCCUUCCCAAGAAGAAUAAAAGUGAGGGUACUCCUGCUUCGCUCAGCCCCUUGACCACAUCUUCUGGUACCCAGAGUACCGCCCCUGCUGCCGCAUCCGGAGGUUUGGAGUUACCCAACCCGGAUAGCUUAGAUCGUGAGUGGGAUGAACUUCCAGACCAGUCAGCACUCAAAAGACCUGCAGUGCAGCCUCAGCCUGAGGUGAUCAAUACCUCUCCACUAAGCACAACCAUUUCCCAAGGGGUAGAGGGAGAAGCUGACACGCAGAAAGAGCCGGAGACUUCUCCUGCGAGAGAGAAGGAGAUUGAAGUGCAGAAAGAAUUGGAUGCCUCCUCUACGAUGGAGAAGGAAGCUGAAGAGCAAAAAUGUGCUAAGGUUCCUCUAGAGACAGAGAGAGAGACUGAGAAACAACAGGAGCUGGGAGAACAGCAUUCCACUGUCACACCCCCAGCCUUCAAUCUCCCCAUCCGGCGCAAGUUCACGCCGCAAACCUACCCUGCAUUUAGGGAGGGUUGGGCAGGCUUUUCCCGCGAUUUGAACUCCUUACAGACCUCCCACUGGACUAUCCAGGCAAAUCUAGAGAAGAUGAGGGAAUCAGUGCAUUAUCUCUUCCUUGACUUCCCUUCCCCUUCCAAGGCCCAACAAUCACUCCUAACCCUGACUGAGGAGUACUUGGGUGGAGCAUCAGGGAACUACCGAGCCGUAGUGGUCCUGAAGGAGUUGGCUGUCAGGGCUCUGCAGCAGAAAGUUGACACCCUGGAACAACAAGUCCAGGUCCUCCAAGAAGAGAAUGCCCGACUCAAGGCAAAUGGCUCAAUGGAACUAGCAGCUGAAAGGUCCAGGGUCAAGUCCCUGCAAGAGCAGAUUGCUAUUUACCAAAGGGGGACCCAAGAUCUAGAAACACAGUUUGACAGACUCCAGGCGCAAAUCUCCAUCCUAGAGUCAAAGGUCUCAGCUUUAGAAGACAAGGUAGGGAGUCUAAAGACUGAGUUGGUUGAAAGGGAGUCCCGGAUCUCCAAGCUGGAGAAUUCCCUCCAUGACGCCAAGCAGGAGGGCGCCCAUCUCAACGACCUCGUGAUAAAACACAUAGAGGCGAAACGGCUUAUCCUCGAGAAGUUAGAGAAAGAGAGACAGACUGCCAGCGAGCUCCGGUCAAGGAUGGGUGAACUGGAGAAGACAAUAGCUGCUCAUCAAGGGGAGGUGGCUGCCCUGACCACCCGUGCUGAGGCCCUCUACGAACAAGGGAAGUUUGAUAUGCAACACUGCAUAUCAAACUUGGUUGACUUCAUCUCUUACUAUGGGUUACCUCUUCCUCUUCCUCCCCCAGAUUUUCGUGCCAAACCGGGAUCCUGAUUCCUCACUCCAUUGUUGACUCCUUUCGCUAAUCUAACUGUUCUCCUUUUGGACUUCUUAUUUCCCUUUAGAAACUUAGCAAAAAUUCUUUAUCCGCCUAGGCUUUGGGCUUAACCGCGUGUACAAAGUACUGUUGUGUUUUUUUUAUCACCGCGUUAAGCGACUGGCCCAACUUAAUUACGCCGGGCCCAAUCACCUUAGCCCAGCAAUGAAACGGUACAACCCUA